AUGAUGGGCGUUACGGGUCCAAUCACAGAUGACCAGGCAGAUAAACCGCUUUCUAUUGAUGAGGAGUACGACUUAUGGAAGUCAAAUGUCCCACUAAUGUAUGACUUCGUCAGCGAGACGAGAUUAACUUGGCCCUCUUUGACAGUGGAAUGGCAGCCAGGACAGGAUCCAAGUAGUCGACAACACAUGGUAAUCGGCACACACACUUCAGGAGAGGAACAAAAUUAUUUGAAAAUUGCUUCAAUCGAGUUGCCAGACGAAAUACUACCCGAGCAGAGUACGUCAUCGAGUGACCGUACAACCAAGUCGAAUAUAAAGAUCAGUAGAAAGUUCAAGCAUGAAGAGGAGGUCAUUAGAGCUCGAUAUAUGCCACAAGACACUAAUAUCAUUGCUACGAUCAACGGUAAAGGUACGGUGUAUAUAUACGACCAAUCGAUGGAUCAGACCGAUGGGCUAAAGCUGACUUUAGAUUACCAUAAACAGAAUGGUUACGGUUUAUCCUUCAAUUCGAACGAUGAAGGGAAGCUGCUCAGUGGAUCAGAUGACACUACUGUCGCUUUAUGGGAUGUUACUGGAAAACUACUGGCUCCUAUAAGUGUCUGGACAGAGUCACAUUCUGACAUAGUUAAUGAUUGUAAAUGGCACGAAUUUGAUCUCAACAUAUUUGGGUCAGCCUCAGAAGAUUUAACAUUGAAGUUGCAUGAUCAAAGGAUAAGAGACUCUGUCACUUGUACAAUUAAAUCCAAAGAGCCGUUUAAUACUCUUUCAUUCAGCAGGCACUCCAAGUAUUUAUUUGCAGCUGCAGGUACAAAUUCCUUGGUUUACCUAUACGAUGCAAGAAAUCCAUCGAAAGUUUUACAUACAAUGCCAGGACAUGAAGGUUCCGUCACAAAUCUUGAAUUUUCGUCAAAAGAGGAUGGAAUUCUUGUCUCAUCGGGCGAUGAUCGAAGAGUGAUUAUGUGGGAUCUAGCCGAAAUAGGUGCCGAACAAGCUCCUGAUGAUGCUGAUGAUGGUGCCCCAGAAGUGAUGAUGAUACAUGCAGGUCAUAGAAGCUCUGUAAAUGAUUUCUCGAUAUCUCCAAACAUACCGUGGCUGAUAGCAAGUACAGAAGAGGAAAAUAUCAUUCAAGUAUGGAAAUGCUCCAAUAAGCUUCCUAGAGUCGGAGGAUUCGUAAAUGUAGAUGACUCCAUGCUGGAAUGA
Molecule: messenger RNA, 1200 nt
Organism: Zygotorulaspora mrakii
Lineage: Eukaryota; Fungi; Ascomycota; Saccharomycetes; Saccharomycetales; Saccharomycetaceae
Gene: HAT2
Product: Hat2p
Exons: 1
Coding region: 1-1200 (399 amino acids)
Biological process (GO): regulation of gene expression
Cellular component (GO): Rpd3L-Expanded complex; nucleus; Rpd3L complex
Molecular function (GO): histone binding
Source: RefSeq, a predicted model, not a curated record